UUUUGCAGGAAUUGCUGCUGAAUGUCUUGGCGAAGAGCUCACUAAUUAAGGCCUGUAUGGAUCUUAAGAUCAAUGAAAUAUCAUCUUAUGAUCGCAAUGGUUUUGCUUGCGGGGAGAGAAUUAUGCAAGCUUUUGAGAUGGCAAUUUCUCGUCGUGGAUUCUUACCAAGAUCAUAGAUGUAUAUAUGCUUCUAGUUAUUUCCUUUUGUCAUAUGAACAUAAUAACUUUGCAUCUGUAGAAACCGGAACACUAUAUCAGAAAAUCAUGGUGGGUUUUCUUCUUUUGUUCAUCCAUAAAAAUCAUUUGAUCAAAUCUCCAAUAAGAUCUUCCAUUAUAUUCUUCUAUCAAGUUUUUUUUUUUCAAACUGACAUAAUUAUAUUUUUCAUUCUAAAAGUAAGCUUGAGUUCUAAAGGAUGUAUAGAAUCUUGAUCUAAAAGAGCUCUCUCUUUUCCUUUGAAUUGUAGCUGUUUCUCAGAAUCCAAAUGAUAAGCCAACCGAUUAAAAGAGCUCUCUCUUCCUUCACUCCAAUUCAAUCUGGUCUCUAACGUAUUUAAGUUAGGGUUUUUCUUUAUUUUUUUACAUCAAGUGUAUUAAUUUCUGGGAACGGUGUGAAAGUGAAUGGCAGCCAUUCGGACUGGAGAAGCCGUUGCUAACCGUUUGACUGUUAGAAAUUGAAAUUUUCUUACAGUUACUGUCAAACUCCUAUAAAAGCCCAAACCCAUUCAUUUUUUGUCGAUCUCUCAGCAAGAUUUCUCUCUUUAUUCUCCUCUCUUGAUCCAGAUAACACUGUUGUCAUCCAGCGAAAAUGGAGCAAACUCCUGGAGAAGAAAUUGGAAUCAGAAUCUACACUGCAUCCCCGCAAAAUGAACCUAAAUUAAACAAAAUCUCCACUGGAUCCCAUCAAGAUGAUGAAACAAAACCAUCAAAGCCAUUAUGCACCCUCACCAAAGCCCCUAAAGAACCAGGCAGCAAACGGAGAGCCGUGGCUAAAGGAAUGCAAAAAACAAUCUCCAAGACAUCCAUGCUUGUUAACUUCCUUCCAACAGGCACCCUUUUGACAUUUGAAAUGCUUCUUCCAUCAAUAUCCAAGAAUGGAGUGUGCACACCUGUUACUGCCCUAAUGAUCUAUGCCCUUCUUGGUCUUUGCUCUCUUUCCUGCUUUUUCUUUCAUUUCACCGACAGUUUCAAGGGCCCAGAUGACAAAAUUUACUAUGGCUUUGUUACUACAAAAGGGUUGGCUGUUUUUAAGCCUGGUCUUACAGUUGACGUGCCUAAAGAUGAGAGGUACAGAGUUGGGUUUACCGAUCUUGUUCAUGCAGUGAUGUCGGUGAUGGUAUUCAUGGCAAUUGCGUUGUCAGAUCAUAGAGUGACCGGAUGCUUGUUUCCUGGGCAUGUUAAGGAGAUGGGUGAAGUGAUGGAGAGUUUUCCUCUCAUGGUUGGUGUAAUUUGCAGUGGCCUGUUCUUAGUGUUCCCUACUAGUCGACAUGGCAUUGGAUGCAUGUCUAAUUGAUUACGAGUGUGUUUUUGUUAGUAUUAUUAAUUUUAGGGUGACUUUUUCUUUAAGGUUUUCAGUUCUGCCAUUUCAGUAUCGAUAGAACAGUUUUUGUUAAAACUUUUUAUUCAUUUGUUGAGUUAGAAA
Molecule: messenger RNA, 1639 nt
Organism: Populus trichocarpa (black cottonwood)
Lineage: Eukaryota; Viridiplantae; Streptophyta; Magnoliopsida; Malpighiales; Salicaceae
Product: protein DMP8
Exons: 1
Coding region: 806-1510 (234 amino acids)
Biological process (GO): endomembrane system organization
Source: RefSeq, a predicted model, not a curated record